AUGGGUAAUAAAGCAACCAAAUUGUCCUUACCUGAAAAUAUUUCCUUAAAUAAUGUAACGGCAAUCGUAACUGGUGCAAACCGCGGUAUCGGCUAUGGGAUUACUCUAGCUUUGGCUCGAAUGGGUGCUACAGUAAUUUUAGCAUGUCGGUCUCAAGAAAGUGCUAAAGAGAGUAGGCGUAGCAUACGAGAAUAUUGUAUAUUAUGCGAGGAAGAAUUUCAGGAACUGAAAUUACAGUUUAUGCCCUUGGAUUUGAGCUCGUUAAGAUCUAUUUAUAAAUUUAUUGAAGACGUCAAGUCUUUAGACAAGCCAAUUCAGCUAUUAAUAUGCAAUGCUGGUAUUGGUAAUGCUUCUCAAGGUUAUACAGAAGAUGGGUAUGAAAGACAUUUUCAGAUCAAUUAUUUAGGCCACUGCUUAAUAGCACUUGAGUUACUUCCAAUAAUGAAUAAGAGUGGUGAAGAUAUUCGAAUAGUUCAAGUAUCAUCGCUCGCUCAUUCAAUGGGAAAAUUAGAUUUUAAUAAUGUUCAGGGCAAUAAAUCCUACUCACGAAUACAAAUGUAUAGUAAUUCUAAGCUCUUUCAAAUUAUGUUCAUGUUUUCAUUACAACAAAAAAUAACAGGAAGUAACAUUGGGAUAUUAUCUGUUCAUCCAGGCGUAGUUGCAACAGAAAUUAAUCGCAACUUUCAAGAUUCAUUCCUCUGGCGAAAUUUUGACAAUGUGUUAAAAGGAAUUGGUAUGAUGAAGGAUUGUAAAGACGGUGCAAGUUCCGCUAUUAUAGCAGCCGUUUCUCCAGCUUUUAAAGGGUGCAGUGGCAUUUAUAUCUCAGAUCGUAAAUGUGUUGCAACAUCGAAGCUAUCUAGAAACACAGGACAACAGCAAAAAUUAUGGGACUAUACUAUCGGAUUACUUAAAGAGUACUUAAGCGAGGAAAGCUUAAAAUUUGUUGAAGAAAAUUAA
Messenger RNA from Trichoplax adhaerens, 957 nucleotides. RefSeq lists its product as uncharacterized. The record is from RefSeq and is a predicted model, not a curated record. The transcript is spliced from 9 exons. NCBI's taxonomy places the organism in Eukaryota, Metazoa, Placozoa, Uniplacotomia, Trichoplacea, Trichoplacidae. The coding region runs from base 1 to 957 and encodes 318 amino acids.